GCCUUCGGUGCUUUACUUUCUGCACCCUGGUAGAUCUAAGACAAGGAGCUCAGCUGUCUGUCGGUAGCACUCGUCACUUCACUCAGUUGUACUACUGUCUGAAACUGAAAAAGUGAAAGAAGGCUGCAUGUCGUUGCACAAGCCCAUGGCGGCAAUUUCUCCUUCUUUGGUUCCACUUCUCUUCUUUGCUCGAAUAUCAGGGCUGGUAGUUGCAGCUUUGGUCCUCUCUUGGGCUCUUCUUUUCAAGUCUAGCUUCAUUCCUCGCUCUUCUUUUUCCUCCCAAGAAGACCUCAUCUAUGCAGUUCUUCAUCCUUUGCUGAUGGUGAUCGGCUUCAUUCUCAUAAGUGGAGAAGCUAUUUUGAUACACAGAUGGUUGCCUGGUUCAAGGAAUUUGAAGAAAUCUGUGCACUUGUGCCUUCAAGGGCUGGCUUUGGGUUCUGGGGUAUUUGGGAUUUGGACAAAGUUCCAUGGAAAAGAUGGCAUUGUGGCUAAUUUUUACAGCCUGCAUUCUUGGAUGGGUUUGAUCUGUGUCUGCUUGUUUGCAGCUCAGUGGUUGGUGGGGUUUCUAAGCUUCUGGCACCGGGGUGAGGUGAGGAUGACAAGAGCAAAGAUCUUGCCAUGGCAUAUCUUCCUUGGUCUCUACACCUAUGGCGUAGCAGUGGCCACUGCAGAAACCGGGCUAUUAGAGAAAUUGACGUUCUUGCAAACCAGGAGGAACUUGUCGAGACACUGUCCUGAGUCCAUGAUUGUUAACAGUCUAGGUCUGGGGCUGGUUCUCCUCUGCGGCAUUGUCAUAUUCACGGCUGUUUCGCCUAAAAAUCAUGCUGUUCAAAGCAAACUUAUGUAUUCAUCAGAUACAAAGUGUUUGAGUUCUUGAGGGAGUAAAUACAAGUAAAAAACAAAAUAUGAUAAGCCAUUCCUCUAUUGUUGUAUAUAUCAUAUGAUCUUUCUGCUGCAUGGGAGGAAUGAAAUGUUUUCAGAAAUGAAAAAGCCUUUGUCAUCA
Molecule: messenger RNA, 1003 nt
Organism: Theobroma cacao (cacao)
Lineage: Eukaryota; Viridiplantae; Streptophyta; Magnoliopsida; Malvales; Malvaceae
Product: Cytochrome b561/ferric reductase transmembrane protein family
Molecular function (GO): oxidoreductase activity
Source: RefSeq, a predicted model, not a curated record